Molecule: messenger RNA, 1846 nt
Organism: Hibiscus syriacus
Lineage: Eukaryota; Viridiplantae; Streptophyta; Magnoliopsida; Malvales; Malvaceae
Product: probable serine/threonine-protein kinase PBL7
Exons: 5
Coding region: 1-1290 (429 amino acids)
Biological process (GO): protein phosphorylation
Molecular function (GO): ATP binding; protein kinase activity
Source: RefSeq, a predicted model, not a curated record
AUGUUUGAUUCUCAUGGUUUCACUGAAUUCUAUGCAGCCAUAGCAGUAUCUGGUUUGGCGCUUUUGCACCACCGACAUCCUUCCCUUGAACUCGAUGUUAUAAUCGUCGUAUCCAUCGCCUUGAUUCUCUCCGUCUUUCUAGUUAUAGUAAUGCUUCGUCGGCUUAAAUCCGUCAGCAAAAGCUGCAGCUGCAAAGAAAGUCGUGGUGGCAUCCACAACACCAGCUGCAGGUUCGUUCCUACACAUACUACCAUAGAUUUCAACUCUAGUCCAGAUGGGAAGCCAAAUUGUCUAUACGGCGGGAGUAUGCCUAAACCGGCUAUAAGUAGAUACAGAGGGGUACAAGUUUUCACUUACAAGGAGCUCGAAUUGGCCACCGAUAACUUCAGCGAAGCAAAUGUUACCAGGAAAGGAGGGUCGAGUGUGGUGUAUAAAGGGGUCCUUGUUGAUGGUACCGUGGUGGCCAUUAAGAGGCUUCACCGUGAUCGAAAGCGAGGGGAGCGUGCUUUCAGGAUGGAGGUGGAUCUGCUAAGCCGGUUGAAGUCUCCUUAUUUGGUGGAGCUAUUAGGAUAUUGUGCAGACCAGCACCAUAGGCUUCUGAUAUUUGAAUUCAUGCCCAAUGGUACUCUGCAACAGCAUCUUCAUCAUCCCGGCAGUGAAUAUAGGCCGUUGGAUUGGGGAAGCCGGUUAAGGAUAGCCCUUGAUUGUGCUAGAGCCCUCGAGUUCCUCCAUGAGCAUGCUACCCCUACUGUUAUCCACCGUGACUUCAAGUGCACCAAUGUAUUACUGGGCCAACACCUCCGUGCCAAGGUGUCCGAUUUCGGAUUGGCCAAAAUUGGGUCGGAUAAGAUCAACGGUCAGAUUUCGGCACGCGUUCCGUGGUCCACGGGAUAUAUAGCUCCAGAAUAUGCAUCAACAGGCAAACUCACCACGAAAUCAGAUGUCUACAGCUACGGUGUGGUGCUUUUACAGCUUUUAACCGGUCGAGUGCCGGUGGAUAUCAAGAGGCCUCCCGGAGAACAUGUCCUUGUUUCAUGGGCACUUCCAAGGCUAACAAACAGAGACAAAGUAGAAGAAAUGGUUGAUCCAGCCAUACAAGGACAAUAUUCCAAGAAGGAUCUAAUUCAGGUGGCUGCUAUUGCCGCGAUGUGUGUGCAACCGGAAGCCGAUUAUCGACCUUUGAUGGUUGACGUUGUACAAUCACUGAUCCCUUUAGUUAAAAACAUCAAUUCCGUAAAUUCCCCCGGUUUCUCUAGAUUCAAUCGUCGAACCACCGGUCCAAAGUAUUAGUAAUAUCUAUGGAAAUUGCAGAGCUACAUAACUCUGGUUGCAUGAAAAUGAAAAAUAAAGGUUCAUUAGACAUAGGCAAGCCUGUUUACAUUUAUAUUGUUGUAAGAGGGAUUAAUAAAGGCAAUAUUAUUUUAAUAUGGUGCAUGGUGCAUGGUGCAAGGAGAAUGGUGCUUAGUUCAGUUGAUCGACAUUCUGUAUGUUCGAAAUUCGAAUCUUCGAAGCAACAAACCAUGGCGAUCGCAGAAGAUAGAGAAAUCUUUAAACUGGGAAUCAAGAAGUGUCACAGAAGACUCAUAGGGAAGAGACAAAAGUAGAGGUUAGUGGAGCAAUGGCGAUUGCAGAAGAUAGAGACCUGCAAUUUCGUUUAAUCAAAGUGGUUUGCUGUUCGAAAACAACAAGACCUUCGGCAGCAAAAAAGGACAGUGGAACAAAACACAGAGUGUUUCGGUAUAAAAGACAACAAAGUGUCCAUUAGAGCAAACACCAUCCAUGAGGAUAGUGACUAAAGCUGUAGAAUGGGUUCUUAUUGCUCCACUAUUUUCACUUUUUAUCUGUA